Haliotis rufescens (red abalone) is the source of this 533-nucleotide messenger RNA. RefSeq lists its product as uncharacterized. The coding region runs from base 24 to 431 and encodes 135 amino acids. The transcript is spliced from 4 exons. NCBI's taxonomy places the organism in Eukaryota, Metazoa, Mollusca, Gastropoda, Lepetellida, Haliotidae. The record is from RefSeq and is a predicted model, not a curated record.
UAUGGAAACGCAAAACAAAUAGGAUGGCACUUCUGUAUAAAGAUCCAGCGGUUCCCGACACACGAUCAUUCUGCUCUGACACAGAUCCAGAACCGAUUCAACCACCAGCCACAAUGACCAUGAAGUGUGUUCUUGUUGCUGUUUGCGCACUGGCUGUGCUUGUCUCCAACUGCGAUGCUGCUUGUUCCGCUACUCCUACCUGUACUGCUGCUACCGACUGCGCGACGGCUCUCACCUACAAGACAUGUAUUAUAACUGAGUACAACAAGUGCGCAACGGACGGCACAGAAGAUGCAGCUAGACUUACUCUCUAUGGCGUUUACGAACCCGCCUCUGUCAUCUACAGCGCUGUGUGUGGUGCUGAGGCUAUUGCUUUCUCAGUGGUGACUGGAGUCAUCGCGGUCAUCGCCUCCUUCAUGUUUUCUAAGUGAACCACCUCCCCCUGCUUCCCCUCCUCCACUGACAACGUCCUCCCCUCCUCCACCGACAACGUCCUCCCCUCCUCCACCGACAACGUCCUCCCCUCCUCCACC